GCGCUAGUCUCCUUCCCGUCCUCCCUCCCCUCCCUCGCCCUCCUAUCUCCUCUCCCUUAUCGCUCCUUCCCCCCGUCUAUCUUACCCUCCACUACACUAAACAAACACACACCGCACCGCAAUGUCUCCCGUCGUGCUCGAGCCCCCCAUCAUGCACGCUUCGCUCUCUUCCAUAUCUAGGCUCCAGUUUAGUCCCACUCUCCAUAAUCCCUCCUCCGACUCCUUCCAGGCCCCCCCUUCCCCCUCCAGCUUACAGAACCACUCUUCUCAGCCUCACUUUCUAAAAGACGUCGUCUUCCACCCCCACCUCCCGCUUCACGAGCAGGGCCACGAUCAGGUCAACCAGGGCUCCCCUCCCAACCCCCCUCCGUCCGCGACUGCAUCCUCAGGUGCAGUCUCCUGCGCCAACUGCGGCACUUUCACCACUCCGCUCUGGCGCAGAGACGGCGAAGGCAACACCAUCUGCAACGCCUGUGGCCUUUAUCUCAAGUCCCGCCACACCCCUCGUCCUACUUCCCUCGGUAGGAACCCCAGAGGCUCCAACGCCAACAGCGCCAACGCCCACAUCGCCAACCAGGACGCCAACCACAUCAACCGGCAACAUACCCACUCCCCGCCGUCCUUGCUGACCCCAGCAGCCUCGCCGGGCCUCCACCAGCCCCAAUCUCCCUCUCAUCAACAGAAUCCCUCCGGUGCCCCCGCAACAGCGUCAGCACCCGUGCAUCACAGCGGUGGAACCUGCCCCGGCGACGGACGCUGUGACGGUACAGGCGGAACGUCAGCUUGCUCCGGCUGCCCCACAUACAAUAACGCGCUCAACACUCGACUCGAGAUGGAAGGCUCCUCUCCCUCGGCACAUCUGCCCUCGACCGACCAGGCGGGCCCGGCCUCGUCUCCAGGUUCCAACGGCGUCGGUGUCGGCCCCGGCGUUAACGGGAAAAGCCGGACCGCUAGGGCCGCCGUCGGCGCGCUUAGUUGUGCCAAUUGCGGCACGUCGACGACACCGCUAUGGCGGCGCGACGACGUGGGAAACAACAUCUGUAACGCUUGUGGCCUGUAUUUCAAGCUCCACGGCACGCACCGUCCAAACUCGAUGAAGAAGACCGUCAUCAAGCGUCGGAAGCGUGUGCCCGCCGCGGGCCCGCAGGGACGCAUGUCCGACCAGGCUGCAGCCGAGGCGCUCGUCUCUGUCGGCCGCAUGCACGAGCUCGGAUCGGGCAGCGGGCCUGGCGAGGGCGAAGAUGACGAGGAGGAGCUCGAGAUGCCGAAGCGCAAGCGCGCGCGUCGCGGGAGGGGGAAGGACCGCAAGGACAAGGCGACCGACGAGGGUGAGGUCGACGAGGGGGACGAGAGCGGGCGAGACGGGAUGCCCCCGCGGGAACGCAGUCGAGAGUCGGGGCACGGGCACCCGCACGGCGCGCUCGGGCACGGCCAGUGGCCGGACGUGCACUUGGAGGCGCCGCGGCCGUCGUCGUCAGGCGGGAUGGGCCUCGAGCGCGCGGCGUCCGCGUCGCGCAUGCACCCCUUUGCGGGGUCGCCGCACCACCACGGCGGGUUCGACCUCCCCCCGCUGAACGCCGCGCUCGGCGGCGCGGGCUCCGGAGAGAUGAUGACGGGCCCAGGGACAGCCGCACGCGGCGUCGGCGCGUUCCACGGGGGCCCACCGAGCUACUUGCGCGCGUCGUCAAACGCGCCGAGCAGGACGCAUUCGCCGCUGUCUGGCCCUGCCGCGCCAUUCUACGCUUCAGCAGGAGGGGCGGGGGCGGGGGGGCUACAGGCGCAGGGCCCGAUCGUGCCGACCGUUGCGGAGCUUGAGCGGCACUACUUUGAACUGCAUGAGCAGCGACGGGGGCUGUUGGAGAUGCUGGAACGGACGGAUCGGCUGAUGGCGGGGGUGAAGAGGGGGCUGGACGAGAUGAGGGGGGUGGCGGCGCCGGCGGGGGGGAUGGAGGGGCAGGCGAGCGUGCCGUUGCAGAGGAGCGGGUCCGGGGCUGGGGCUGGGGCGGGGGCGGCGCAGCGGGAGAGCGUGUGGCCCGUGCAGCAGAUGCAGGGCGUGGAGGUGGGUCGGGAGUGAGCGGUGUGCUCGCUCGUCCCGUCUGCCAUGACGCAUCGCAAGCACCUGCGUCGCCUUCUUCGUCGUCUCGUUCGUCUUCCUUUUGGGCCGUGCACUCCUCUCUGCUACGCGUCGUGGUUUCGAUUCGCUCGUCGUGUGUAUACAUCUCGCUGUAAUAUUGGACGCCGCGCUUUGCUUGUCCCCGUAUAUAUUUCUCCGUCUCUGUUUUCGUCUGGCACCUGGCACCUGGAACAUUCUCCACCCUGACCCCCUCUCCGCUCUGUUCUGCUCAUCCCGUCUCGUCUUUUUCUUUUUUACUGUUCAUCGUACUUUACUUUAUAUGUUCGGCGAGGGCGGUCUGCAAAAGAGGCGCCCCCUGGCUGACUGGCCGGUGUUGUGUGUUCGUUGCUGUUAUACGUGGGUUGUUGCUGCUGUUGUUGUUGUUGUUGCUGCUGCUGCUGCUGCAGUCGCUGGUCAGUCGGAUCGCCUCGUAGUUUUCUGGCUGUUUUGUUCUUCUCUUUACUUUACUUAUGUUCUGCUGUAAGGUACUUAGAACCGGUGUUUGGCUGCUCGUAUCAUAGGGUAUUCUAUUGG
This is a messenger RNA of Heterobasidion irregulare TC 32-1, 2647 nucleotides long. RefSeq lists its product as uncharacterized. The transcript has 3 exons. The record is from RefSeq and is a predicted model, not a curated record. Bases 122 to 2074 code for a protein of 650 amino acids. Gene Ontology annotation, molecular function: DNA-binding transcription factor activity, RNA polymerase II-specific; RNA polymerase II cis-regulatory region sequence-specific DNA binding; zinc ion binding. NCBI's taxonomy places the organism in Eukaryota, Fungi, Basidiomycota, Agaricomycetes, Russulales, Bondarzewiaceae. Gene Ontology annotation, biological process: cell fate commitment; negative regulation of transcription by RNA polymerase II; positive regulation of transcription by RNA polymerase II.